CGGGCUCGGGGGACGGAGACAGGAGUCACGUGGUACCGGAAAUAAAGUGCGCAGCUGUUUAUCGAGGCGUUCAUCACUGAUCGCGGAUUAAUAACACACUCCUUUAUUAAAUAGCGUCGCGCUGAAACUCACAUCUGUUUUAAUCGAGUGUUGAUCGACAUGACGCUGAACCGAAACCAUCACCCAAACGGAGGAGUCCUGAUCCAGGCCGGAGAGAGCAUCUUACGAGAAUGCAAGAACGUCGAACUGUCCUUCAGUGACGUCACGCCCAAAAACGACCUGUUCAAGGGGACUAAGAAGGGCUCUGUGUACCUCACCCAGUACAGGAUGGUGUUCGUCAGCAGCACGAUGAAAGAGAAGUUCUGCUCCCUCAUGUUCCCGUAUUACCUGAUGAAGAACUGCAGCAUCGAGCAGCCAGUGUUUGCUGCAAACUACAUCCAGGGGUUGAUCAAAGCCGAGGCGGGAGGUGGAUGGGAAGGUCAGGCCAACUUCAAGAUGUCUUUCCCCAGCGGAGGAGCCAUUGAGCUGGGACAGCACAUCUUCAAACUGGCCACCAACGCGUCUCGAGCUCCUCCGGCUCAGAACGGAGCAUUCGGAUUGGCUGCAGGGAUGAACGGAUACGCCAGUCCAGCCAUGCCGCAGCCGUACCCGUACCCAUAUCCCAGCAUGCCACAGGCCGGGUACAACCCCUACCCACAACCCCCUGCUGCAGGUGUGUAUCCCAGCGCUCCCAUGUACAUGGCUCCUCCUCCUCCGUACCCCGGACCUCCUCAGAACUGGUGUCCUCCUCCAGUGGCUAAUGGAAACGCUAAAGCAGCAGAAGCGGCCAGCAGCGCUUUCUACAAUCCCAGCAACCCUCACUGCGUCUACAUGCCCAUGGAUCAGCCGCCUCCGUACUUCCCUCCUGAGAAUCCAGACAAGAAGAACAACUGAGCGACACGAACACGGACUCUUCCGGAGGACCGCAGCGAUUCGCUCGUGCGCUGGAUGAUUCUUUCUGAUCGGUUCAUUUGAUUCGGCGUGAGCUGAUGCAGCCGAUUGAUUCAUGUAUGCAGUUUUACUAUUUAGCCAAAUUAACACUUCUAUCUCUACCUACUCAGUUUUUUGUGUGUGUGAUGCUGAACUCUUCUGUAAAUUCCUUUUGAUAAUAUUAUAAUCCUAAUUCAUAAGUGGAUAAGUCUGGUGUAGACGGAUGAAUAAAGCUCUACAUUCUGUCACUGUC
Messenger RNA from Sinocyclocheilus rhinocerous, 1222 nucleotides. Its product is annotated as WW domain-binding protein 2-like. Lineage: Eukaryota; Metazoa; Chordata; Actinopteri; Cypriniformes; Cyprinidae. Gene Ontology annotation, biological process: positive regulation of DNA-templated transcription. Gene Ontology annotation, cellular component: nucleus. The transcript has 8 exons. The coding region runs from base 160 to 933 and encodes 257 amino acids. Gene Ontology annotation, molecular function: transcription coactivator activity; chromatin DNA binding. The record is from RefSeq and is a predicted model, not a curated record.